AUGUUGAUGAUCAAGAAUGAGUCUGUGUUUCAGUUCGUGCUUCGAGAGCUGAAAUCCCUGUAUUUUCCGGCCAAGGACUACACUUGUGGCAAUGAGACGCGACAUGAGGUCACAGCGCCAUCAAUCUUCGAUUUCCUUAAAAGUAAGUUGAUAUAUUGUCGAUAUAUGUUUAUAAAAAUGAUUAUCAGUGUCGUGGCUAUGAUUUAUAGUCCAAUUACCGUUCUUUUGGCCGAGGUAAAGUUAAUUUUCGACGAUUUUUUGUGAAGCAAGGCUCAGAUGUCAAGUAUAAUAUCGAGUUUAGAUGUGGAAAAGCAUCAGAUGAUCAUGCUGAUCAUCGGGUCAGCAUUGACGCUGGUGGCAGUGAUAGUGGGCUUGUUCGAGUGUAUAUAUGUGUACAGGAAAGUGUCAUCAGAGAGGCGGAGGAACAAGUUAUACUUCAUCAUCACGUUAUUCCCGGUAAUUUUUUGCUUUUUUUGAAACUUUAGGUAUCGAACUAAACUGGAUUUGCUGAAUUUGGGUUGACAAGAUGUAUAUUUUUACUAUGGUAAAAUACGUAGUUUUGAUUCAUUAUUUGUUUAAUUAUAAUGAUAAAAUAUAUAUUACACUACUCAUAUUAGUGUCUACAACAAGAACUUCAAUAACAACACAAUUCUCUUUCAGAUAUCAAUGAUUUUCUGCUUAGUAGGCAUGUUUUCACCUCGGACAGCACCAUUAGCGACAUCAGGUGGAAUGCUGUACUUUUUGUUAUGCUUGUUUGUGCUCGUCUCACUGAUAAGACAUCUAACACAAGGUCGUCAUCAGUUGUCCAGAGAACUGUUAAUAGCCGACAGGAGGAUAAACUUUCAAUCGCCACCGUUUUGUUGUUUGUUACCAUGUUUACCUGAGGCUAGGCCGACAUUGUAAGUUUGGAAAGAAAGUUCUUGCCAUUUUAUAGUUUGUAAAGAAAGUUCUUGCCAUUUCAUGGUUUAUAAAGAAAGUUCUUGCAAUUUUUUGUUUUUUAAACAAAGUUCUUGCUAUUUUUUAUUCUGUAAAGAAAGUCCUUGCCAUUUUACAUUAUCGUUUCAGAAGGAACCUCCGAAUCCUCGAAUUCAUCGUCCUACAAGCUCCAAUCGUCCGUGCCGUGGUGAUCUUCAUCGAAGCCACGAUAACGAUCGAAAUUCAAAGAGAUGCAUCAUACGAGAUUCAGCUUUGUGAACUAGGCACGUUGGUGUCAAUAUUAAUGGCAGUCUUUGGAGUUCACACUUUGUUCCGACUGGUGGCGGAUCGAAUCGCCCAUUUUGGAUUCACAUGGAUGUUCAGAAUCGUGGAUGUGGCAUUGUUCUUGUUCUCAGCACAACAUCCUGUCAUAUUUCAGAAUAUUCUUUUGAGAUUUGAGUGGAUUGGGUGUACGAAUGUGUUGACGCCAGAAGAGAAUGCUAGGUGUAAGUGGUAGUUUUUAUUAGGGACUAUUGUUGAGCUUAAAAGGGAAAGGAGGGAGGUGUGCUUUUUUGUACGUUACAGAGGAGAGGAGGCAUGAUUUAGAUUUUUUUUGGACUAGGGGGUGGUUUUUUUCAAAAGGGCGGGGUUUUUUUUGGCAGUUUAUGAAAAAUGAAAGAUUUUGCAAUUUUAGGUAACAAAUUUUUAAUUUUUGGUUUUUAGGUAAUACAUUUUUGUCGAAAAGCAAAAAAUGGCAAAAACUUUCUUUACAAAACAAAAAAAUGGUUAGAACUGUUUUUACAAAACAAAAAAUCGCAAGAACUUUAUUGACAAAACACGAAAUGACAAGAACUUUCUUUACAAUGUAAAAAAUAUCAAGAACUUUCUUUACGAAACAUAAAAUUGCAAGAACUUUCUUUACAAAUCAUAAAAUGGCAAGAACUUUCUUUACAGAGCAAAAAAACUAAAAAUUUUUUGGAUUUUGAAAAAUUUUAAAAUUUGAAUUUUCAGUCCUCUGCAACUUCAUAAUCAUCUGUGAGCUGUUCUUCCUCUCAAUUCUCGGAUUCGUGACAAUGGCACCAAGCAGGAAUCGACUGUUCGACCUCUACAAAUCAUCCGACGAUCAACAACCGAUCACUGAAAACGACUCGUUAACUGACACUCUGGACCAGACUACCAGCUCCAACUCGGUGAUAUGCUUCAACAACCCCUAG
Molecule: messenger RNA, 2129 nt
Organism: Bursaphelenchus okinawaensis
Lineage: Eukaryota; Metazoa; Nematoda; Chromadorea; Rhabditida; Aphelenchoididae
Source: the annotation of a GenBank genome assembly